Penicillium riverlandense is the source of this 1218-nucleotide messenger RNA. RefSeq lists its product as uncharacterized. The transcript has a single exon. The coding region runs from base 1 to 1218 and encodes 405 amino acids. NCBI's taxonomy places the organism in Eukaryota, Fungi, Ascomycota, Eurotiomycetes, Eurotiales, Aspergillaceae. The record is from RefSeq and is a predicted model, not a curated record.
AUGCCUUCUCCCAGAGCCGAGGAGUCUGUCCCUGCGUCACCGGCACCAAAGACCAAUCAUCUGGAGGGGAUCAAGCGCCAGCUCCUCCAGAAAUGCGACUGGGCCGUUAUGGCGGCCGCUCGUCCUCUGAAUAUUGCGUUCACUCCGGUCGAAGAAACAGAGAGGUUUGGAAAGCGACGAAGAUUGAACGACCACGAUCAGAGGAGACUGAAUGCUCAUGAUCACGGAGCGGACCUGACGCUGGCCGACGGACGGACCAAGAGUACUCUUCUCAAUGUGGACGCUGUGGAUAUCCACAUCCGAAUCAAUGGUCGUUCCACCGGCCUCCAGUCCAGUGACCGCCAAGGAAAUCAUGGCUCUUCCCAGUCCAUGCUUUUUGAUCGCGAGGAAUCUGCCUCCCGAGCCAGGGAAAAGGGGGCCAUCCACAAUAACUGUCUGUCGCUGAGAUCCAAUUCGAGUUCCUUCCAAUCCCACAAAUCAUUGCCGUCUCCCCCUCGGCGAGCCGCACUGGUUCAAUCCCCUGGCAAUGAUCUCUCUGUGCAAACCUCGCACGAGUGUUUUGACGAAUCCGACAUACGGCGUCAACGAGCAGAUGAACAGAACAAAGCAGUGGGAUCUCAAUCAUCAUCUGUGGAGCGCUCGGGCUCCGUUUCUUCCUCCCCAAAGGGGCCCAGGCAUUUCACAAUUGAUGACCAAUUCCUCGCGGAGCAGAUGGGUUGCAGCGUCGGCCUGGUGCCUCAGAAGCGACUCCACUCCGCGGUCGAAACUCGGUCGAAUCAGCAUGACCAAUCUUCACCUCUGAGUCCCACGGAGCCGGACCGAAGAGAUUCGAGUUGGCCUGAGAAGCCACGCAAUGCCAUCGAACCAACCAUACACCCAAGACGUCCCGGUUGGCGUUUCACAGGGAAUGUCAGCCCAGAUGUCGAUACAGCGCAUGUUCUACAGGCAUUGGGCUCCCCAUUUCCACGGGCACAUGCAGUCCGAGGGGGCGGUACAUCUCCACGGAGGAUCUUCGGACAGGAAGUCGCCUUGAAUGCGAUGCUAACCACCAGGAACAACCACGCACGAGCGUGUGGUCUGCCGGACAGUCCCCCGGGGCGUUCCAAUGCCCCUCGUACACCCACGGUGUUUGGUCAGCACUUUUCGCUGCCAUCUUCAUCGCCGGACCCGCUUCUCCAACAUCCUUCUUACCCUGGCUAUCGCAAAUAUGAAAACUGA